UCGUUUGUUCGAAGGUUCAAAGGGUUCCAAGCGUUCCAAGGUUGCCAUAGUUACCGUUAGUUACUUAUCUAUAUGUUGAAUAUUGAGGUUAUGAAAACCAUCGCAGUAACGAUUUGAUUAAUAUUUACUGAUAUCCAUUCUGUGGCAUGAUGUCUUCCUGUGUAACACCUAUUACAAAGGGACUGAAUGUGCCUGCAGGAUGUAUACUUGUGAAUGAGAAAUGGAGAGGUAGCAAGUUUGAAAAAGAUUUAUCAGGUUAGAAAUAUAUCGACUAACAGAACACACACAUUGUCAGUUCAACUUAUAGGCAGUUUAAACUCAGCCGACGUUUCUGAGGAACAUAUUACAGCUAUAGGAAGAGGUAUCUACUGUGAUAACUUGGGUAUCAUAGAUUUCUACCUGUCACAACUGUGCCCCGUGGUCUAUAUAAAUGAAAGUGAAUUAAUUUCUGGAGUUUCUUUUGAAAGAAAACUAAAGAAGAUUCUUGAGACUGGUCAACAUCAUGGAGUGGUUAUAGCAGACAGGAAUAAUUUAACCAUCAAACAGUUCUCAGAACUUCAAAAUCACUGUUUCACAUCAAAGAUAACCCUCAUUCCAGUAGGAAAUGUUUCCGAAUUGCCACAAUUACUUGUUCAAAUGGCGUAUGUGGAAUGCAAGUCACCAAGAAAUCCAUUCAAACAGUGGAAGAAAUCAUGUGAUGAUCUAGCAGCACGGCAGCUGAAACUGUUCUCCUUAAUACCAGGAGUUGGUGAGAAAAAGGCUCAACUCUUGCUGGACCAUUUUGGACAUCCUCAGAGUUUAGCAUCAGUACCAGAAGAAAUGUUUAUUGCAAAAUUGACUCCAAUCAUUGGGAAAUCAUCUUCACAGAAUGUAUAUAAUUUCUUUUAUGGAAAAAACGGAUUAAAAUAACAUUACUACAGCUGAAACUACAAGAAAUCAUGAGACCUGGAUUAUCAUCUGGGGAACACAUUACCUAUAAACCAGAGCUGGAAAUUGUGGUAGAUGCCAUUUACAUAAUUUUGAGGAACUGCAAACAGGAACAAAUUUAAGAGUCUACAUUUUAAUAACUGCCUUUUAAUAUGUGAUGAUUGACCCCCUGGGCUUCUCUACUGAUCUGUAGCAUAUACCUAGUUUAAACUAGAGCAUCUCCUGGCUCUGAAAAUCCAUUUCCACCCCUGGAAUAAACAGAUGCAGUUUUGUGUUUAAGCACUGCAGCAAGUAUAGCAUUAAACCUAAAGUCUCAUUUUAAAAAGGAUACUGUUAAGUGUUCAUCACAGAGACCUUGCACAGUAUGAAGAUAUUUCUGUUACUGGUGAUGAUAUGUGAUAAAUGUUGCAACAUAAACUGACACAGUAUUCACAUAUGAUCUUCUGAAUUAUACUGAUUUAUGAUAUGCAAAUUAUAGUUCCAACUAAGAUAUUGAUUAAAAUUUGUAAGUGGA
This is a messenger RNA of Cryptotermes secundus, 1441 nucleotides long. RefSeq names its product Fanconi anemia core complex-associated protein 24. The record is from RefSeq and is a predicted model, not a curated record. The coding region runs from base 214 to 909 and encodes 231 amino acids. Gene Ontology annotation, cellular component: Fanconi anaemia nuclear complex. Gene Ontology annotation, biological process: interstrand cross-link repair. The transcript is spliced from 4 exons. NCBI's taxonomy places the organism in Eukaryota, Metazoa, Arthropoda, Insecta, Blattodea, Kalotermitidae. Gene Ontology annotation, molecular function: chromatin binding.